AUGAUAAGCCAGAUGAAUGACCUUGUCGCGAAAAAUGCUAAUUUUAGAAGCUUAGGCAAUUAUUUGACUAUCCAAGCCAAGGUAUUUGAAGAUUUGCUAGGAAGUUUUAUUUUUAAUUCGAUUUUCGACGAAAAUCGUCAUUUUGCAAUUAGACAGCUGCUUGCUACAGAAAUUUCAUGCAUCUUUUAUUGCGAAUUAAAUACUGAUAAACUAGAAAUGAUUUUAAACGAUCUAAACUAUGCUGCAAUGGUCAUAUUGGAGGGACCGCCUAAAAGAAUAUCUAAUAAGAUUGUAUAA
Blepharisma stoltei is the source of this 297-nucleotide messenger RNA. NCBI's taxonomy places the organism in Eukaryota, Ciliophora, Heterotrichea, Heterotrichida, Blepharismidae. The record is from the annotation of a GenBank genome assembly.